CAUCUCUAAUAUGUUGUGUAAUUAACAAAUUUUAAUGUACACACAAAAUCCUUAAUUGAACUGUAUAAACAAAUGAUUGUUAAAUGUUUGUUGUUAUAGAGGUAGUUGUAGAGAUGUCGUUUUGCAGAGAGCUCCAUCGUGAGUGCGAGCAAUGGUCAUUAGUAAAAACCAGUGUCUUUUUCGUUAUUUUGUUACUUCAAAAUGGAUAUUGUAAUAAAGACGAAUACCAGGUAUGCAAAUUUGAAGUAUCCAAUGUAGGUACCACAUCACAAAAGGCGUUUUGGAAUUCAAGCGGAAUUCAGAAUGAAAUAGUCAUAUCCAGGCCGGCAUGUAUCCAACAAAAUGGAACGUUGAUUACAAGAAUAUGUAAGAAUGGUAAAUGGAUACCAGACAUCGCCAAAACGGUAUGUCCACAAGUAACAGGAAUGAGACGAACAUGCCCUCCGAAAUUCCAAGAAACUCCAACCAGUUGCCUAUUUAUAGCACCCGCUCAAACAUGGGGGCAUAUUUGUAAUUCGAAAACUUUAGACACGGAACCUAAUCAAACUUCUAUAAAAGACGAUCUUGUAUGGAUACCUUACAAAAGAUUAAGACCAUACGGUCCGUUUGAAUCGGUCGCUUUUGGUGACAAAUAUGGUACUCCAUUUGAUAAACACAUAAGUGCUACGUUGAGUCAUCCCAAUUUUUUUGACAAGAACUGUUUGGUUGCUAAUAGUGUAUCAAAAGAAUAUUAUCCUGAGUUUUGUAAUAACACGCAUGGAUAUGUUUGUGAUUUUUCUAAGGAGCUGACAAACUCUAAAUGCCCAAAAAACUGUAUCAGCGCUGAUUAUAUUUCCGGUUCGUGUUACUGUAAAUUUGAACAUGAUUGUCCAAAUCUUGCUAGAGUUGAUAAUAUUUACGAUCUUACAGUUCUUCAAGAUAUUAUACGUCAUGAUGAUGAUGACGAUGUUUGCUAUGUUGGGAAAGGUAGUGACCCAGAUAAAUCUUUUGCAGGAUUAAUGCAGUCAAUAAGCAAAAACAGUUGGAGCUAUACAGACGAAAACUUAACCUGCAAUAUGUGUCUUACUACUAGGUAUAAAUCUCCAACAAGGCAUGAGUCACAGAUGGUCUUAGCCUUUGAUGAAGCUACUUCCGGUUUGUGUCUUACAGUCUAUCAUCCUGAAAGUUUAUUCAACAAAGGUCUUGACCAGACAAUAUAUUGUUUUACUGACGCAGACGCAUAUGAGUUGAAAAAAAGAAAAAAAGUGUCAUUUUUGUUUGCAAAUAGAGAUACCACCGAACCUUACAAUGUAUACGAAGUGGACUUAGAAGAAUAUAUUGGAUUUUAUUGGUGCGAAGGUUUUACAGAUAUGGACGAUAACGACGAAAAUAAGGUAAAUUCAAACCGUGUUUUGGCUUAUAAAACCAAGACAGGUAGUGAAUUUGCUGCAAGACUGGUAAUAAAAAGUAUUUGUAUCUUAUUUCCUUGUGAUAUAGCUUAUGAAAUUGACUUCAGAGCUAUACUUAGAAAAAGUGUUGGAGAUUUUCGGCAAGAAGUUCGAGUUAUGGAGAUUUACAGUUUUAACUUUGAAACUAUAGAUAUUUUACUCCAUGUAACCACUAAAGACACAAAUAAUGUCAUGGAAAAUUACAAGUAUGUUUGUGACCAAAUAAAACAAAAGGAGGAAAAAAACGAGCUAACUAUUAACUACAUUAGAAGUUCUGAAUAUUGCUUACCGGAAAAAUCGGCAGGACUAGACUGGCCUCUUACACCUAUGGGCCAAGGAGCAGUUCCAGAACAACUAUGCCUGCAACAUAACUCACUGCCAGUGGUACGGUAUUGUCGCGGUAAUUUUUUAACUGGUGCAACCUGGCAAGAUGUGAUAGGAAGUUGUGCUUCCAAUGCUGCGAUUCCUGAGAGUACUAAGUAUUUUUAUGGUGCUUUAAACAAAAGUGUGAGUGACGAAACUAUCACUAACAUUACUAAUAUUAUAAGAAAUAAUCACGAUCUACCAGUUAUAUCAAUUUACUAUGCUGCAAAGUUUUUGGAUAAGAUAUAUUCACAGACAAACACAACAAUUCGUAACUCGAUUAAUAGUACCAUAGACCUAACAGACAGUAUUCUUGAUGUACAAAAGGAAAAGUUGGUUUCUUCACAAGAACUCUUAAAUGUUACCGAUGAUUUAAUUGAUUUAGUUGAAAAUAUUCUUACGAGUACUACUAUUGAAGACGAUCAUUUAAUUUUGCAAAGAAACAAUGUUAUUAUACAUGUAACCAACCCUGUGUUAAGCGGAGUUGGUGGAGUGGUGGUUUAUCAACCAAGUGGAGAAGCUCCGUAUGUUGAGGAUCUUCCUAGAAACAGUACCUUUCUCGAUGUUAAACCAAAUGCAUUGAUUGCUUUGCUUAUACCAGAAGAAAUUAUACAUUAUAGAAACGGUUCAAAUAUAACGCUAUUAGUGACAGUUUAUUUUAAGGACGCUUUUUUUGAAAGCAGCUAUACUAAGAAGCCUUCAGGUCCAGUGAUAAGUGUGACUAUACCUGAAUUUGGAGGGUAUCUACCUGCACCUAUACCGAUUUUAUUCGAUGUUACUAAUUUCACCGAUACACCAGAAUGCGUCUUCUGGGACUAUGGCAAGAAGACCGUAAGGAAAAAAGGUCAUUGGUCUAGACUUGGAGGAACAUACGUUGGACAACUGAGUAAUAUAAGUACUUAUCAUAUUUGUAUGUACUCCCAUUUAACGCACUUCUCUCUUUUAAGAGAGUCAUUGGGCGCUGAUAUAACUGAGACAAAUUAUAUUAUUCUUGACACUAUAACAAUAAUUGGUGAUGUUAUGUCAGCACUUGGUGUAAGUGGAAUCUUUGUGACAGCAAUGAUGUUCAAGAAAUGGCGUAAAAAACCAGGAACAACUAUCUUGUUACAUCUGUCUGUUUCUAUAUUUCUGGAAACCAUUUUGAUGCAAUUGACUGAUUUGAAUAUGUUUUCACUGCCUGAUGCUUGCUCAGUUUUUGGUAUUUUUAUACACUAUAUGGUCAUUAGUAAAUUUUGUUGGAUGCUGGUCUAUUCGUUCUUGCAGUAUAUGAGAUUUGUAAAGGUACUAUCUAUCUUGCCUGAUAAUAUAGUACUUAAAUCGACUAUUUUCGGAUGGGGAUUUGCUAUCAUCCCAGUGAGCAUCACAAACAUUUGUUCAGCUACAUAUACAAUGAGAAAACACAACUACUGCUAUCCUGAAGGAAUCUAUCUUUAUUUAGGUAUCGGUUUACCAGUUAUAUUAAUUAUAUCAAUAAACACAUUCGUAUUUUUUACUGUAAUGAGGGAAGUCACUUCAAAUUCGGUCGAAUCUCAUGGAAGUAAGGAAAAUGUUCAAAAAUUACAAAUACAACUUGGUUUUCUCUUAUUUUUCGUGUUGGGCAUACCUUGGAUAUUUUGGGUUUUUGCCAAUUUAAUCUAUAUUCAGUGGUUAAAGGUAAUUUUAAUCUAUAUAUUUUCCAUCACUUCAAACAUUCAAGGAUUUAUAUUGUUUUUGUUUUAUGUUGUUUUUAAUAGUGAAACUAGACUGGCCUGGCAAAAAUAUUUUAUACACACUAGGCCUAAGUCUUUCUCCAUUAGUACCAAAACCAGCAGUAGAUCUUAAGUAAAUGUUUAUUUAAAUGUACAAAUAUAUUUUAAUCUCAAAAUUUUGUAAAUUAUUAUUUAUAUCAUUCACCUACUAUUAAACUGACAAAUUUUAA
Molecule: messenger RNA, 3708 nt
Organism: Diabrotica virgifera virgifera (western corn rootworm)
Lineage: Eukaryota; Metazoa; Arthropoda; Insecta; Coleoptera; Chrysomelidae
Product: adhesion G-protein coupled receptor G6
Exons: 2
Coding region: 84-3611 (1175 amino acids)
Biological process (GO): G protein-coupled receptor signaling pathway; cell surface receptor signaling pathway
Cellular component (GO): membrane
Molecular function (GO): G protein-coupled receptor activity
Source: RefSeq, a predicted model, not a curated record